CAUUUCACUAUACAUAUACGAAAAAUUCAAUUCGAUACACAGAAACAUACACGAGAAAAAGUCAUGGUGGGAACCCAAGACGGGGCGACGUCCCCCAAAUCAGCCCACCAAGCACAUCAGGUACCCCAGGUUCAAGAUCUCGAGAGCCUCUCUUCCUCCUCCGGUUCAGACAACAGCGCCAGCAGUAGCAGUUCCAGCAGCGGCACCGGCACUCCGAACGUUGCCAACAGCGCAACGAUACUCAUUGCGACCGACCACCCCGACGCACCACUUCCCGAAAUAACCCUCGUCGAAGCCCUCGAGGCCGACAGCUCUCCGCCUACUCCCCGAUUCAUCCAGGACGCCGGCUCAUGGAAGAGGUGGAAAUGGGUACCAUAUCCCGUCCGGCGCUCCAUUGUCGCCGUUAUUCGAUGGGCCCACGGCCCUGCCACUCCUCAGCGGUUCCGCAUCAAGCCACUGUUUCCCAACGUCCAGUAUGCGCCUAUCCUGCUCCUGGAGAAGAAGUUCCCACGGUUGAGGCAUAGGCUGUGGCUACUGUUCUUCUGGAUUGCCAUAUGGAUCAUCACCUUCGCCUUGGUCAUGCGCAAAGAGUUAGAUGUGGACGAGAUUCCCGGAUGGGGCAGACCCGUUUCGAUUGGCUGUGGCGCGGCUUACUGGAACAUGGACAAUGGUUGCGGACUCAAUGGCAUGCAAUGCCGGCCCUUCACCGAUUCGGGCUUUGCCUUCAAGUGUCCUGCCAACUGUGCAAGUUACCAGGCCUUGAACCCGCGCGCUGUGGGUGACCAGGAGGUUGUAUACAGGCCUCUGGUUGUUGGUGGCCCGCCAGCAACAGGGAACGAUAUCAUUCCAGUCUACCGUGGUGACUCCUACCUCUGCGGCUCUGCCGUCCAUGCCGGCGUUGUGUCAAACGCGCACGGCGGCUGUGGUGUCGUGCGCUUGAUCGGGACGCAGAGGAAUUUCAGCAGCUCCUACCGGAACGGAAUCGAGAGCAUCCCCUUCGAUUCCUACUUCCCGCUGUCUUUUACAUUUGAGGAGGGCGUCCAAUGCUCAGCUAAGGACAUGCGCUGGGCGCUCCUCGCCAUCUCUGUGGUCUUUUCCAGCGUACUUUCGGUGUUGAUCACUUCCCCCACCCUCUUCUUCUUCCCCGUCUUCACAGGCAUCUAUUGGACCGUUGGCCUGGCUACCGACCCGGCCAACAUCACCGAUGUCCCUUCCCUCAUCUCGCGCGAGCUCGGCUCCUUCCUCCCGGCCAUCCUCGUCGCCUGGGUCAUGUACGACCACAUGGGCAUUCGCCGCUCCUUAACCGGCCUGACGGCACAGUUCGAGAAAACCGUCCUCUGGCUUGGCGGCUGCUGGGUCGGCGCUCUGACGAAUUACACCUUCGAUUUCAUCCCCAUCCAGCGUCUCACACCUCACGAUCUGCAACAACAGCCCGGUGCGCGGGCCGCCCUCGCCAUCAUCAUCGUCGUUUUGACCAUCAUCACGGCCUCGCAGGUCUGGUUCUUCCGGCAGGAAGGUCGACUAGUUCGCUACCUCAAGUUCUACACCCUCGUCGGCGCCGGUCUGAUCCUCUGCGUAAUCCUGCCGGACCUCAAGCUGCGCAUCCACCAUUACAUCCUCGCUCUUCUCUUACUUCCAGGAACAAGCAUGCAAACCCGUCCGUCGCUGCUCUAUCAAGGCUUGCUAGUCGGGUUAUUCAUCAACGGCAUCGCCCGCUGGGGGUGGGAUCCCGUCCUGCAAACGGCUUACGCGCUGCAGGGAGAUGCCCAGCUGGGAUCUCCCCUGCCAGCCCUCGCCGCGCCCGUGAUCUCACUGGGGACGAAUAUUUCCAGCAUCACCUUUACGUGGGGCAAGCCGCCGGGGAGGAUCUACGAUGGGAUCAGCGUGCUGGUGAACGAUGUAGAACGGUUCAGGACGUAUUUUAGCGAUGAUGAGUUCGACAAGAAUGCGCCCUCUAACUUUACUUGGACAAGGGAGGGAGAGGAAGUUGGGAGAGAUAAUGAGUAUUUUAGGUUUGCGUGGAUGCAAGGGUACAAGAGCGAGGAUUAUACCAAGGCGGGGGUGUGGACGAGGGAGGGGGAGUGGAUUGCCAUGGCUCCGGGGCCGUCGAGGGUGAAGAAGAGGGGUUCUAUGGGGGUGGUUGGGGAGGAGGAGGAGGGGAGGAAGAGGUUAGCUUGAUGAGAUGGUAUGAUACCUAUAUUUUGGAUAUAAAGUAUAUAUAUGGCUAUGAUUCGCCCUUGUAACUCGA
Messenger RNA from Neurospora tetrasperma FGSC 2508, 2248 nucleotides. RefSeq lists its product as uncharacterized. Bases 64 to 2178 code for a protein of 704 amino acids. The transcript has a single exon. Lineage: Eukaryota; Fungi; Ascomycota; Sordariomycetes; Sordariales; Sordariaceae. The record is from RefSeq and is a predicted model, not a curated record.